AUGCGGUUCCAGAAUGUCUCGCCGAAGACGCUGAAGACUGUUGCUGCACGCCCUGUGCUCGCAUCGCCAACAUCACGGCUACUAUCAUCAUCCCACUUGCACCCGCGCACCCGCCCGCUGCUUGCUUCAUCCACCCUACUCCUUUCCCAGCAAUGCCGCUCGCAAUCUUCAUAUCCUGAGCGCAUUGCUGUGCUGGGUGGUGGCAUUGGCGGUCUUUGCAGCGCCUACUUUCUCUCAAAGGAGUUUCCGCACAGCAAGGUUACGCUAUUUGAGGCGGGGAAGGAGACGGGUGGGUGGAUUCAGAGUCGGCGGGUGCAAGUGCAGGGCCAGGAUGGAAAGUCUGGUAGUGUGCUUUUUGAAUUGGGGCCGAGGGCGCUGAGGAAUGCAAUUGUUACUGCGGGUUUGUUUCAGGAUCUCGGUCUCGUCAACGAUGUUACGUAUACGAAGAAAAGUGAGCCUGGAGCGAAGAAUCGGUUUAUAUAUUAUCCUGAUCAGCUAAAUCGGCUUCCUUCCGAACGACCCUCGUUUGCGGAUUUUGUUUCGCUGUGGCGGACGGGAAUACUGAGUGGUGCGAUGGGUAUGGUUACUGAGCCGAUGAGGCCAAAGAGACCGGAUUCCAUGACGGACGAGACUGUGGGAUCUUUCCUUGCCCGGAGAGUUGACAAGAGGAUAGCGGAUAAUCUUGUCUCGGCUGUAUUCCAUGGCAUAUACGCGGGCGAUAUCUGGCAACUCAGUGCAAAAUCACUGCUCAGUCUAGCCUGGCAAUUGGAAGGACGAUAUGGAAAUGCGCUAGGAGGUUUCUUCCGCAUGCAGAAUGAAGACCCGCGGCCGGAACAGCUUACACUUGUUCACCCCCUGGAUCUGGAAACAACACGAGCGAUGAAUGAGGAGAUUGAUCUAGAAAUCGACUUUGCGAGAAACCUACAGGAGACGAGCAUGUUCACAUUAAGGAACGGCCUACAGCAGUUGGUCAAGGCGUUACAGGACGCUGUAGAAGCAAGGGGCAAUGUCGAAAUCAAGACCGAAUCACCUGUGCAAUCCUUCAAGCCACUUUCCAAAGACGGCCAACCAGGCAUAGAAAUUGUUUCUGGCAACGAAGGCUCAACAACAACCUCGACCUUCGACACCGCCAUCUCGACCCUCAGCAACCAAGACCUCACCCCCUCGACCACCGUCAUGACCAUCAACCUCUUCUUCCCCUCCACCUCCCUCCUCCCCGUCGAAGGCUUCGGCUACCUAAUCCCGCAAUCCGUCCCGUUUACCCAAAACCCGGAGCGCGCGCUCGGCGUAAUCUUCGACUCGUCAGCCAUCAAAGGUCAAGACACCGCCUCGGGCACCAAACUCACCGUCAUGCUCGGCGGCCACUGGUGGGACGGCUGGACCGAGUACCCUUCGGAAGAAGAAGGACUGGAAAUGGCACGAAGCGUUAUUAAGAGGCACCUUGGCAUAGAUGCGGAGCCAACAGCCCACAUUGCAAAUCUCGCACGCAAUUGCAUUCCGCAGUAUACGCUGGGAUAUAGCGAGCGCAUGAAGGAUUUCGCACAGGGCAUCUCGUCUGAAUUUAAAGGGCGGCUCAGGGUGGUAGGGAGUCAGUUUGGGGGCGUGGGGGUCAACGAUGUUAUUGCUGGCGCGUGGAAGGUCGCCAGGGGGAUGAGGGGCGAGGGGUGGAAGAGUAGCAGUUGUGGGCUGGAUCGGGUGGUGGAUGAGAGGGAGUGGGUGGUUGUGCCGUCGAGUGAGUUGACGUAUGUGAAGAAGGAGGGGGUGAGGGUCGGGAGCAAUGGCAUGGGGAAUAGGGGCGAGGGCGGGGUGUGA
Molecule: messenger RNA, 1812 nt
Organism: Bipolaris oryzae ATCC 44560
Lineage: Eukaryota; Fungi; Ascomycota; Dothideomycetes; Pleosporales; Pleosporaceae
Exons: 3
Coding region: 1-1812 (603 amino acids)
Biological process (GO): heme biosynthetic process
Cellular component (GO): mitochondrial inner membrane
Molecular function (GO): protoporphyrinogen oxidase activity, oxygen as acceptor
Source: RefSeq, a predicted model, not a curated record